CCACCCACCCCGCGACUAACCUGACCCGGAGUGCCCCUGGGACCCGCGGCUCCCCAGAGGGGCCCACGAGGGAGCGGGUGCGACGCGUGGCUGUGGGUGGGAGCCAUGGACGCCUUCAUCCGCGUCGCCAACCAGAGCCAGGGCCGGGACCGACUCUUCAGAGCCACUCAACAUGCAUGUAUGUUCCUUAGAUAUUUGUUAGAGUCUAAAGCUGGCAAAGAGGCAGUGGUAAUGAAGCUCAAGAGUCUGGAGUCCAGUGUGAGCACUGGCCGCAAAUGGUUCAGACUAGGCAAUGUGGUCCAUGCCAUCCAGGCGACGGAACAGAGCAUCCAAGUCACUGACCUCGUGCCCCGCCUAUGCCUGACAUUAGCCAACCUCAACCGCGUGGUUUAUUACAUCUGUGACACUGUCCUCUGGGUGAAGAGCGUGGGUCUUACCUCUGGAAUCAACAGAGAGAAAUGGCAAAUGAGGGCAGUUCGCCACUACUACUAUUUUCUCCUUCUGAGUCUGGUCCGGGAUCUAUAUGAAAUCUUGUUGCAGAUGGGACAAGUUGCACGUGACAGAGCAAAGAGGGAGAAAUCAUCCCGGAACCCUCCUGAGUACAGCGUAGUCAAUGAAGAAACUGAAUGGCUGCAGUCCUUUCUACUACUCCUAUUCCAGUCUCUAAAGCGACAUCCCCCCUUGCUCCUAGACACUGUGAAAAACAUCUGUGACAUCCUGAUCCCCUUGAACCAGCUUGGGAUCUAUAAGUCCAAUCUCGGCGUCGUAGGGCUUGGAGGUCUUGUGUCCUCUCUGGCUGGCCUCAUCACUGUAGUAUAUCCUCAGUUGAAACUGAAGACCCGCUAGGGUGUUCGGAGGCUUGGAAGCUAACCAAUCAGUGAAACAAAGGUGGUUUUUGUCGUGAUGUCUACUGUGCUUAAUUUUUUAAUCAUUUGAGCACCUUAUCAACCUGAAAUGUGAGCAGAAGAGGGGCCAACAAUGGAGCAUAAAGACUGAUGCAGUUUUUAAGUGCUGCCAUAACUUCUGAAUUUCUGAAUAUCUUCACUUCAGCUAACAUUACUGAGCAUCUUUUACAGUACAUAGUAAAACAUAGUGUUUGCUGAAUGACUAGAGAUGGAAAGGAAAGAAAUCAUAAAGACCCAAAGAAACCAGAAUUGAGUUGUAUGGGUCCUUGAUUUCACAGGAACACAUCCGAGCUGGAGUGCAGUACUCCUAGCUCUGGCUUUGGCCUCCCUUUCUUCCCAUCACUGAUUAUCCCCCAUUCCCACAGAUUUCAGUACUGGGAUGGAGGAGAACUGGGCUUAGAGCCUCUUACCCUGCUGGCCCUGGCCAUUGCUGCAUUGCGUCCUGAUGUCCAGAAGUAGACUCAGAAAAGCGUCAGUACCUUCAUGGUCUAUGUUUUGCAUCUUUGGGUAGAAGCCUGUCAGUAAUGCUGUAAGUAAGCAAGCGAGCAACUGAAGACACUGAAGCUGAAAGUAGGUAGUAGGUCACUGGUGCCUGUUACGUAAUCCAUGACAGAUAUGGAAGCUGAUGCUAAAAAACAAAACUGAUAACAGAUUCAUUCUGAUUCUUUCCAAGAUGGCUCCUGUGCCAUCUGGUGACCUGCAGCAGCAUUUCCAGACCCCUGAGCCCCUAGCCUUUCCCCUAAACAUGCCCCUACCUGGGCCCCACUUUAAUUGAUGGUCUCUGUUUUAGUCUAUGAAAAUCAAAACAAUCUAUCUAGACUUACCCAGAUUUUAUUUAAAGCUACACAAUUUUAAAGCCACAGUAACUUUCAGCAAAAUAAGAGAAUUUAAAAAUUUCCUGUCUAUGAAUGUAGGAAUGUCAAUUUUCUGUGAAAAAUCAGAGGUAUCAGGACAGCUGGGAGGGAUAGGAAAGAACAGUGUGGCCACUGAAGAGGACGUGGAAUGCUGAGUCAGUGGCCUUUGCCCAUGCUCACUCUUCCCAUUUCAGUCUUCCUAUCUUGAGCUUGGUUAGCUUAGGUGUGUGGAGUGGGGAAACACUGGCCAGCAGGUAGGCCAGUGUCCACACUUAUAAAGCCAUAUAUGUAUGUGUGUGUGUAUAUAUAUAUGUAAAUGUAUAUAUAUGUGUGUGUGUAUAAUUUAAGUGGAAAUGAAAAAUAUGCACUAAAUAACUGCUUCCCAUAAAUGUGAUGAAGAUUCUUGAAAAGUGGACUCAGGUUCUUGCCAUUCUAUUUUUAAAGUGAUAAUGUGCUUUGAGAAAACUUUGGGGGGCUUUUGAGAACAAUUAAGUAGCUAAAAUAAGACAGAUACAUCUAAAUGACUAUUUGUACUCUAACACAUUAAUUAUGUCUAAUAAAUUUCUAGAUAAAAUCAA
Molecule: messenger RNA, 2337 nt
Organism: Psammomys obesus (fat sand rat)
Lineage: Eukaryota; Metazoa; Chordata; Mammalia; Rodentia; Muridae
Gene: Pex11a
Product: peroxisomal biogenesis factor 11 alpha
Exons: 3
Coding region: 106-846 (246 amino acids)
Biological process (GO): peroxisome fission; regulation of peroxisome size
Cellular component (GO): peroxisomal membrane
Source: RefSeq, a predicted model, not a curated record